This is a messenger RNA of Strongylus vulgaris, 306 nucleotides long. Lineage: Eukaryota; Metazoa; Nematoda; Chromadorea; Rhabditida; Strongylidae. The record is from the annotation of a GenBank genome assembly.
AUGGCCUCAACUAAGGUCCUCACGGUUGAUUCAAUCAACCCGCAAGUAAUUACUAUGCAAUAUGCAGUUCGUGGCCCAAUAGUUAUUCGAGCUGUUGAAAUAGAAAAGGAGCUUGCUAAGGGCGCUAAGAAGCCUUUCAAAAGUGUGAUUAAAGCAAACAUCGGCGAUGCUCAUGCAAUGGGACAAAAACCGAUUACUUUUAUUAGACAGGUGCUUGCUUGCAUGGCAAAUCCGUCAUUAAUGGAGAAAGGGAAUUUCCCAGCUGACGUGAUUGAGCAUUCAAAAGUAAGUGCUCCAUUAUCAUAA